Molecule: messenger RNA, 5411 nt
Organism: Silurus meridionalis
Lineage: Eukaryota; Metazoa; Chordata; Actinopteri; Siluriformes; Siluridae
Gene: aplp1
Product: amyloid beta (A4) precursor-like protein 1
Exons: 17
Coding region: 218-2356 (712 amino acids)
Biological process (GO): central nervous system development; axonogenesis
Cellular component (GO): Golgi apparatus; plasma membrane
Molecular function (GO): transition metal ion binding; alpha-2B adrenergic receptor binding; alpha-2C adrenergic receptor binding
Source: RefSeq, a predicted model, not a curated record
CGCGCGACACUCAGCAGAGAGAGCGAGAGAGAGAAAGAGAGAGAGAGAGAAAGAGAGAGAAAAAUUCUCCAGCAUCACGGUUAUCGCAGAGCUGCUGCAGGAGCCUGAGCUUCUUUAUUCAAACACACGCAUCCCAAACGAAAGGAGCCGCUCUGAUCUUCAUCACCUGAUUUAUUUUUAUUUCUCUUUAGAAUAAAACCAGAGGAGGGUCGCGAGGAUGCGGAAUAAAAUCGCGCUCGUGUUCAUGACGCUGUUGACGUGGUGCGCGUGGACCGGAGCGCAGGGUCUGGCUAUGACUGAGGUAAAUGGACCAGUGGGAGGCCCCCUAGUGGUUGAGCCUCAGAUUGCGAUGUUUUGUGGCCGUCAGCUUCUGCACCUAAACACUGGGACAGGUCAGUGGGAACCAGACCCACAGGGCCGUCAAGGCUGCUUUACCCAGCCCAACAAGAUCCUGUCCUACUGUCAAGAGAUGUACCCCGGUUUGCAGAUUUCCCAUGUUGAAGAAGCUUCUACUCCUGUUACCAUCCCAGCAUGGUGUAAGAAAGGAUGGGGUCACUGCCAGACACGACCUUUUAUUGUCGUUCCUUAUCGCUGUUUGGUAGGCGAGUACGUGAGUGAGGCUCUUCUGGUUCCAGACCGCUGUCGUUUCUUGCAUCAGGAGCAGAUGGACUCCUGUGAGAGCUACAUCUACUGGCAUAACAUUGCUAAAGAGGCAUGUGCAGCAGACAGCCUUGAGCUCCAUAGUUACGGGAUGCUGUUACAAUGUGGCGAUCGUUUCCGGGGUGUAGAGUACGUCUGCUGCCCAGGAAGAGGCGGGGCUAGUGGGCGUGGCGAAUACGAAGGUGGAGACAGUGCACAGGGAGCAACUCCGCCUUUAAUAUCACUGGCCGGUGAGAAAGAGACCACAAGCGUGAAGGUGACUCCAUCCACACCAAGCCCCUCCCCUGAAACAGACAUAGAGGAGGAUGACAUGGAGGAGGAAGAAGAAGCCGUGGAGGAAGAAGAAAUCGAAGAAGAUGAAGAUGACGAAGAAGACGAAGAGGCAGCACCCACAACGGUGAAGGAUCCGGAGGAGUACGAGUACUCCAUCGACUCGGGCACCUAUCAGGCUUCUGAUUAUCUGGAGAACUUCUACUAUGAGAAGAACUCUCAGGGUGCCAAGACCCCUACACAACAACCUCUGCCACAUGGAGACGUGCCCACGGUGCGUCCUACAGACGGCGUAGACGUCUACUUCGAGAUGCCCAGUGAUGACAGCGAACACGCCAACUUCCUCCGUGCCAAGAUGGAUCUGGAGGAGCGACGGAUGAAACGUAUCAACGAGAUUAUGAAGGAGUGGGCCGAGGCUGAUAACCAGUCGAAGAACCUCCCGAAAUCAGACCGCCAGGCACUGAAUGAGCAUUUCCAGGCCGUGUUACAGACUUUGGAGGAGCAGGUAGCAGGUGAGAGGCAGAGGCUUGUGGAGACUCAUCUUGCCCGCGUCGUAGCCACACUGAACAACAACCGCCGCCUGGCACUCGAGAGCUACCUGAGUGCUGUGCAGAGCGAUCCACCACAGCCAGAUCGAGUGCUGCAGGCUCUGAAGCGUUACUUGGCUGCCGAGCAGAAGGAUCGGCGACAUACACUGCGUCACUACCAGCACAUCGAGUCUGUAGACCCUCAGAAGGCUGAGCAGAUGAAGUUCCAGGUCUAUACUCACCUUCACGUGAUCGAGGAGAGGAUGAACCAGAGUUUGGCUUUGCUCUAUAAGGUUCCCACUCUGGCUGAAGAGCUUCACGAUGAGAUCCAGGAGUUGGUGCGGACGGAGAGAGGUGACAUCAGCGAACUCAUGACCACGUCGUUCUCGGAGACGCGCACCACAGAGGAGCUGCUUCCUGCCGAGAGCGAGGAAGAGAAGGAGGAUGAAGAGGAAGAGGAGAGAGCUUUCCAGAACCGUCCGUAUCCACCUCGCAUAGAUUCUCAGCCAAGCAGCAAGAAAGCGUCUGCUGUAGACGAGUACGAUUACAGCACGUCUGAGAGAGCUCCCACCUAUGAAUAUGAGGAGAAGUUUAACACUUCUGUGGAGCUGAAGCAGGUGGUCUACAAGUCUCCAGGAAUCCAGCGGGAUGAGCUGCAGCCAGACGUUCUUGAGACGUUUAACCGUGGUGCCAUGGUGGGGCUUCUGGUGGUUGCCGUGGCAAUUGCCAUGGUGAUGGUGAUCAGUUUGCUGCUGGUGCGUCGUAAGCCAUAUGGCACCAUCAGCCAUGGCAUCGUGGAAGUGGACCCCAUGCUGAGCCCAGAGGAAAGGCAGCUCAGUAAGAUGCAGAAUCACGGAUAUGAAAACCCCACCUACAAAUUCUUUGAGCAAAUGAACUAAAGUUUAAAAAAAUUAAUAAUAAUAAUCAUACCCCCUUUUUUCACUCACUUCCUGUUUACCAACAGGGGUUUCCAUAGCAACCCCUGUCCCCUUUCCCAACACUGUAUGUACGUUUCCAUGCCCAAUGAUUAAACCCAAACAACAUGAAAGGCAAAUACAGAGUUUUCACUCAGAUGCUCUCGGAAACAAAGAGAGGCAAGGAGUAGAUCUAUGCGGCUGGUCUCUCUAAAAUGAUUCCUUUUUGCUUUGGAAGAUGCUGAAACCAUAUCAGUAGUUUCUGCUACUGCUCUGGGUUCAGCAUUGCAUUCUGUUUUUUUUUUUUUUUUUUUAUGGAAUAUCUAAAAAAAAAUCAUACCUUUCAUUUAAAAUUUUUUUUUAAAACUGUGAUGUGCGUGAAGUCAUAGUUUAUAUUUCAGCAUGUAAACAUAACCGAGGGGGGAAAAGAAUCACUGUAGCUCUUAUAACAUACAAACCCUGUCUGCCGGAAUGCAGAAAUAACACUCGACUAAUUGCAUUUCGAAGCUCUACUGCUCAAUACAUGAGGGGAAAAAAGAGCCUGGUGAUCCCUCUCAGACAUCUUUCACUUCACCACAUCAUGAAUACUCUUUCAUGUGAAAAAGGAAUCAAAUCACAGGAAUCCAAUCAUCGUUCCAAAUAUAACACAGACUUAAUCAAUUAGUGCUUAUUUUUAAUGACUAUUAUUCAUUGUACUGCUUCUUAGGGAGAAAAAAAAAAAAUCGGUGAUCUGCAGUCCACUAACGUAAAGAAGAGCAUGCUGAAUUUGGUGUAUUAUGCUAUAAACGUACUUGUGUUGUUCCUGUUUUUAAUGCUUUUUUGAAACUAAAAUGUCACAGACAAAAAAAAAAAAAAUUGCGUGUAUUACUGAAAAGGUAUCUACAAUAGACGUUUCUGUUGUUAAUUUGUAUCGACUCGCUAUGUGGAAUGUCAAAAACUUUCAAAAGAUGACUUUGUGCUGCUCACACAGAGAGAGUAAAAUAAUAAUAAUAAUAAUAAUAUUAAUAAUAAAAAGAAAAAAAAAAUCCUAACAUGGCUGAAUGAAAACGGACUGUUGUAUAAACCAGCACAAGACAACGACACCGUAACUUGACUGAAUGUAUCUUUAGGUCGACAUCGACUUCAUAGGCUUUUCUAUUGAUUUUCUUUUCUCCCCGACACACACGUUACAUGGUCUGCACAGGUUUUGUUUUCAUACUAAACACCGAUGUGAAAGGGAUCGUUUUGUUGGAAAAGUACGUUUUAACGCUAGGGGAGAGGUAGGCGUUAUGUGGAUUCGCACUGUUGGGGAGAUCAGGGUCGUGUAGCUCCAAUCCUCUGACACUUAACAGGAAUGAUUUGUUUGAUGUCACAUUUCAAUUUUAGUAGGAUAGCGAGAAAUGGUGUCUGUAACGGAAAUGACCUCAGAAUUGCGUUUGGGGAAGAAAAAAAAAGAAAAUCUGCGCCAUUUUGUUUUCUUUUUUAAAUUUGCAACGUUCUGUAAGAUCUAAAUUUGACUUUUCCCUAAAAUUCCCUAAAACUAUUGACAGAAAACUUUAGAUUAGCACUUUUAAAUCAAUUGAUCAAACACCUCAUCCCCAGCAAAUUGCCCAAAAAAUAUCCCCAAAUUUUUUUUCCCUUUUUCAUGGAUUUUUUUCCACACACUUCAACAGGAUCGAGUUCAUAUAAUUUCAAUAAAAGGACAGAUUAUAAGUUUGGGUUUGAAUAUUCGACUAUCAGGCGUUUUACGUAGAGAGCAUCGCUGUGGCUGCAUUAUGAUAUGUAGAAAAUAGCCUGAGUUUCCUAUAUAGACUGUAUAGUCCAUUUAGGAGAUGGGAAUAGUACGACACUCUUUAUCCAUUUAAUGUAGUGAAAUCUUAAAGGUGAGAACCCACCUGCUUGUUUAGCCCCCAAAGUGUUCACUCGUCAGUAACACUGCGUUACAAGGAUGCAACUCGAGGCAUAACGCACAUUUAUAAGGCAAACAUCAACACUUUCGCGUAAUAAAUCUCAUUCACGGGUUUGAUCGUGUCAAGUCACCAUGUGACCACCAUCUAUGUGAUGUGAAACUCAUAGUGGAAAAUCGGUCAAAUACAUCCAACUGUUUGCAUUAAGAUUAAUGAAUGUUUAACCAUCGCCUGGAUAGAGCUGUCUUAUGAAUGUGUUUCGAUGUCCUGGUUUAGGAUCCUUUAGCUAAAGCGUCCGUUUUUUACCAGCAUUUAGCAGAGUUAGAACAGUGUAUUCUGUAGUGAUUCAAAGGAAAAUUUGUAUAGUUCUCCUCAUGACUAUUUCCUUCUUCUCUCAACCCAAUGGAAAUGUAAACAUUGUAACGGAGAUUUUAAUUGCUGCAUUAUUGCCUUUUUAAAUGCUGUGUUUUUUCUGGUUGUAAUUAUGUGUUUUUAUUUAUGUCAUUCUCGGUUAAAGUUCGGGUCAUGCUACUUUGCUCACGGAACACACAAAUAAAUGAACAGAUUCGAUAAAAUACGUAUCGGUGCUUUUUGCCCUGGAUUUCAUCUCAUAUCCCAAGGAUGUGGUUUGCUGUAAAAUUGAAAUUAACAUUUUAACCUGGGCUAUAAAAAAUAAACUAAGCACAAGUGCAUUCAAAUUGUUUCCUUCUCAUGUACUCAUAAGAACAGUUCACAGUUCAAAAAAAUAAGUCACUUUUUUUUCUAAAAGAUGUUUCAUCAAAUAUGUGUAGAAUGUCUAAUUGGCAUCUGUUUGACUAGUUUAAAGGAUAUAAUAAAAAUAUGACAGACUGUAUAUUGAUUUGAAACCUUUGGUGAACCAGAGCUUUGACUUUUCAAGAGCGUCGGUUGUGAUUCAAUUCCCGAACAAUAAGCUGUAUUUAAAUCCUUUUUUUUCUUUCUUUUUUUUUUUUUCUUUUUUGAGUUUUCGCCAAAGACAUGUUCCUGGAUGCAAUUGAAAGGUUCACUGAUUUGCUGUAUUUCUAAAUGGAACUAAUUGGGAUUAUAUUGUUCAAGCAAUCUAUCUGAGAACUGGUUUGGCUGAUUGUACUUACAUUAAAAUGUUAAUAAAAAUUACAAAUGACCUACAAAACCAA